This is a messenger RNA of Closterium sp. Naga37s-1, 3129 nucleotides long. The record is from the annotation of a GenBank genome assembly. NCBI's taxonomy places the organism in Eukaryota, Viridiplantae, Streptophyta, Zygnematophyceae, Desmidiales, Closteriaceae.
AUGGGGGGGCGCUGCCGGGGAGCAGGAGGCACGGGAAGCGCGCCGAUGGGGGGAUUCGCUGGGGGGAUGGGGGGUGCGCUGUCUAGCUGGGGAGCUAGGCGCGCGGGGAUCAACCCGCCGCGGCUGCAGGUGGAGGUUCACGCGGAAGAAGAGGAGGGGGAGGGGGAGGGGGAGGAGGGGAAUGUGUAUGUGGUAGAUGAGGAGGAGGACGAGGGGGAGGAGGGGGGUUCGAAGGACGCACUGUCCCCACUACCAGGAGCAGAGGGGAGAACGACAAAAUCGCCCGCCCACAGCGGGGAAGAGCAAAUCGCCUCUCAAGUCCCGGAUAGCCGCAGUGGCGCGGACCUUAAAGCACGGGCUGCACAGCCCCGCGGCUGGCGCCAUGGGGGGAAUCGGAGGCAGCCGCAGGCACAGGCGCGCAAUUUCGGUGGAUUUCAACCAGGCGCCGGUGUUCACCGCGGCUUCCCCCGUGGGGGGCCGGCGGAAGGGGCGGAGCCAGAAGAGGGGGAUCUCUCGCUGUCCCUCUCCCCCCCCCACGCGCUAUACGCCUCUGGCGGCGCGGACCCCGUGUUUGACGCUAUGUCUCCCCGCCUGCUCACCCCCAAGGGUUUCAGCACUGGGUUCGGCGCCGCUGCUGGCCCCGGGCCUGCUGGCUCGGGGCUGCUAGGCGGAUGGGGAGCGGGGGUGGGCGGGCCAAUUCUUCCUCCGCGCAGCCCUUUAACCAUGGGGGGAGGGGGCAGCGGGGCGUGGGGGGAUAAUUUUAACAUAGGGGAAUUUACCCCUUCUGCUUUGCAAUCACCCAAGCCCCCGCGCUCGCCUUUCCACAACGAAUUCUCUCAAGACAGGGCAGCAGCCGCUGCCGCCGCCUCCGCCGCGGGGAGCGCUGCUGCUGCUGCUGGCGCAGGCCAGCUGCCCCUCACGCCUGGGCGGAACCGUGCGCUGGUAGCUGCGCGCGGAGGCGGGGGAGGCGGAGGGGCGCUGAUGCGGGGCAGCGCGCGGGAGCGGCCGUCCCCUGAAAUGGACGAGGAGGACGACGUGUGGGGCGCUGCUGCUGCAGUAACAGGGGGAGCAGGGGGGGCAGGGGGGGGCAGGGGGGGGGGUCUGGGCGGGGGGGGUGGCGGGAAAGACGCGGAGAGGAGCGGGUCGGGGGCGGGGAUGGGCGCGGGGCGGGGGGGCAUGGGACGUAUGGGCGCUACCGCUACCGCUGCUGCUGCUGCUGGUGCUCAUGCUGCUGGUGGUGCGCGCAGCAGUGGCGGGGCACUGGCAGCGGCGGCAGGGGGGGAGUACACUGCCUCUGGCCCCAGCGGUAGGCUCAGGGCAGCAGCGUGGGGGAGAAUGAGAGCGGAUGGGGGAAGGAGGGACGAGAGGGCGGCGGGCGUGGGUGGGUGGGAAGGGGGAGACGGGGAAGGGGGGGAGGAGGGGGAAGGGGGGGAGCGAGAGCCGCAGCAGCAGCAGUGGCAGAGGAGGCAGGGGAGAGGGCAGGCGGCUGGUGGUGCUGGUGGUGGCGGUGGUGUGGGUGGGUGGGGGGGAGACAUCAUUGGCAGUAGCAGCAGCAGCAGCGACGCUAUUGCUACCAACCCUGCCAGUUCUGCUGCUGCUAAUGCCAGCACCGGCGGCGGCGGGGGUAGUAGCAGCAGCGGGGACAGUGGCACAGGGGCACGCAGGGCAGAGGGGGGAAGGGGUGCGGAGGGCAGGCAGCGUGGGGGGGGUCGGGGGGGGAAGGGCCAGGCGGGGGGGGAGGGGAUGCGGGAGGGGGGAGGUGGGGGAGUGGGGGAUGGAAUGCGGGUGGAGAGGCGGAACACAGUGGAUCCCCAUGCAGAGCAGUUUCUCAAGAGCCUGAGUCAGUACAUCAGCCGGGGGCUUACUGGGGAGCUGGGGCCGUAUGGAGGCGAGGGGGAGGGCGAGAAGGGCGAUGCGGAAGCCGACAUGUGGCAGGCACAAGGCGAAGAGCCUGAGUCAGUACAUCAGCAGGGGGCUUACUGGGGAGCUGGGCCGUAUGGAGGCGAGGGGGAGGGCGAGAAGGGGGAUGCGGAAGCCGACAUGUGGCAGGCACAAGGGGAAGAUCCUGAGUCAGGACAUCAGCCGGGGCUCACGGGGGAGCUGGGGCCGUAUGGAGGCGAGGGGGAGGGCGAGAAGGGGGACGCUGAAGCCGACAUGUGGCAGGUGAUGAGCUCUGGCAGCAUGCGGUGGCGGGAUUUUAUCCUGCGCAUGCCGUACGAUGACGUGAAGAAGUUCUACUCGGUCAGCGCCACCAAGAUCGGCAGCGGGCGGUACGGCGUCAUUCGCACGUGUCUGAGCCGCAAGACUCGUGUGGUGCUGGCGUGCAAGACGAUAAGGAAGGACCAAGUCAAGUGCAUGGAGGACGCGGAGGACGUGCGCACAGAGGUGAUCAUUCUGGGCAUGCUGCGCAACCACCCGGGCAUCAUCAGCCUGCACGACGCAUUUGAGGAUGCAAAGUAUGUACAUCUCAUCAUGGAGAUGUGUCGGGGUGGGGAUCUAUUCGACCGGGUGAAGCUGCGGGGGCAGUUCAAGGAAACCGACGCGGCCAUCGUGUGCCGCUCUCUCGUUGAAGCGCUGCUGCACUGCCACUCCAACGGGGUGAUUCACCGCGAUGUGAAGCCCGAGAACGUGCUCAUGUGUGACAAGGACGUGGACACCAAGAUCAAGCUCAUUGACUUUGGUGUUGCCACAUUCUACAAGCGAGGCGUCCCCUGCACAGAAAGAGCAGGCACAGUGGAGUACACUGCUCCAGAGGUGCUGGAUAAGAGCUACGGGCCAGAGUGCGACAUCUGGAGCGCGGGCACAGUAGAGUACACAGCACCAGAGGUGCUGGAUAAGAGCUACGGGCCAGAGUGCGACAUCUGGAGUGCAGGAGUCGUCCUUUAUAUCCUCCUCUGCGGCUUCCCGCCGUUCUGGGCGGCGACCAACGCUGAGCUGGAGCAGAGCGUGCGGGCGGCGGCGGUCGACUUCCGCCACCCGCGCUGGGCGGCGGUGUCGGACGGCGCCAAGGACCUCGUGAAGAGGAUGCUGACGAAGGACGUGAGGCGGAGGAUCUCCGCUCUUGAGAUAUUCGGUGGGUCCGGUGGGGAGGGCUGCGGGCUAGUUGUGUGCGAAAGAGUGGUUGUGUAG